AUUUUCACUAAGCUACUCAUUUUUCCCAAAUUGUUCCCACCAAACGGCAUCCAAGGGUUUAAGUUUGUAGUACAAAGGUUUAAGGGCUCAUAAAAUUUACAUUUCUGGAGAAAAUUAACAUUCAAAGGAAUAUCAAUGGCGUCUUCACUAUCGAGAAAGUUCUUACGCACGAUGCUGACAAACCCUAGCUCCAUAAAAGCUUCGCAGCUGUCUUCACUGUCUUUUUGCACAAAAAUCUCUUCAGCCACAGACGAUUUCUCCUCUCCGGAUUCGGACCACACUGAAUUGGGGCCUGCUUCGGACUCCGAACCAGAAUCAACUGGUUUUUCAUCACCUUCAGCUUCUGAGAUGAAGCAAGAACGCAAAUACAUUGAACGUGCACUCGAGAAUGGCUUGGACGUUGGUAUUUACAAGGCAAUCAUGGUUGGUCAAGUUGGCCAGAUACCUAUACAAAAGAGGUUGAAAAGUGGGAGGACAGUGACUCUGCUAUCCCUUGGAACAGGUGGAAUUCGGAACAACAGGAGGCCGUUUGAUAAUGAAGAGCCAGGAGAAUAUGCCAAUAGGUGUGCGGUUCAGUGGCACAGAGUCUCGGUCUAUCCAGAGAGGUUGGGGGAAAUGGCCGUGAAGAGUAUUGUUCCUGGUUCAAUCUUGUAUGUGGAGGGUAAUCUUGAAACAAAAAUCUUCACUGAUCCUAUCACUGGUCUCGUACGGCGCAUACGAGAGAUUGCUAUACGAAAAAAUGGUCGUCUGGUUUUCCUUGGGAAUGGAGGGAAUGAAGGCCCACAGCAAUCACAAGCAGAAAUCAAAGGGGUUGGUUAUUACUAAGAGUGGGACGGACAGGCUUGCAAUGACAGCAACUGAAUCUUAACGUCGAUGUAUUGUUGUCGAGUUGUCUUUAUCAUUUUCCUCACAUUAAUCCUAGGAGUGGUUGUAUUCUGAUAAUUUGUCACCUGUCCUACUGGUUAAGUUAUUCAUAUAAGCUUUGAACUGUGACA
Messenger RNA from Solanum tuberosum (potato), 995 nucleotides. RefSeq names its product single-stranded DNA-binding protein, mitochondrial. Bases 136 to 825 code for a protein of 229 amino acids. NCBI's taxonomy places the organism in Eukaryota, Viridiplantae, Streptophyta, Magnoliopsida, Solanales, Solanaceae. The transcript has 4 exons. The record is from RefSeq and is a predicted model, not a curated record. Gene Ontology annotation, cellular component: mitochondrial nucleoid. Gene Ontology annotation, biological process: mitochondrial DNA replication; positive regulation of helicase activity. Gene Ontology annotation, molecular function: single-stranded DNA binding.